This is a messenger RNA of Andrographis paniculata, 708 nucleotides long. Its product is annotated as FCS-Like Zinc finger 6-like. The transcript is spliced from 2 exons. The record is from RefSeq and is a predicted model, not a curated record. Lineage: Eukaryota; Viridiplantae; Streptophyta; Magnoliopsida; Lamiales; Acanthaceae. Bases 101 to 499 code for a protein of 132 amino acids.
GUAUAUAUAUGCUUGUGUGGAGAUAGAUUUAGAGAGAGAAAGAGGUGAAGCGCACGCGUGUGGGGGGAGGAGUGGAGGUGAGCAUCGGAUUCGAGCGGAGAUGAUGUUUGGGAAGAGAGCUGAGAUGAAGAGGACGACGAGCAUGACGGAGUUCGCCUUGGAUUUCAGUCGGAGCGGAGAAGCUCUGUUUCAGCCGCUGGAUCGGCAGAUUCCUGCCGUCGCCGGAGUAGAUCGGACGCUGCAGCGGCGUAGCUCGGCGGAUUUUGUCCAAACCGCGCCGUUCUUAAGAGCUUGCUCGCUCUGCAGACGCCGCCUCAUCCCUGGCCGCGAUGUUUACAUGUAUAGAGGCGAUAGUGCUUUCUGCAGCGUAGAGUGCAGACAACAGCAGAUGAGUCAGGACGACAGAAAGGAGAAGUGCUCGCUGGCCAUGGCAUCCAACCAGGAACCUGCGGCCACCGCCGCCGCCGCCGCCGGUUCUCAAGUCUCCGCCACCGGCUAAAGCCGUCGCCACCGCCGGCGGCUAUCAUCGCCUCUUUCAUAUACGCUAAUGUCUGUAUGUAUGUAUAUAUAUAUAUAUAUUACUCCUAUAAGUUACCUGAAAUUUUGAUAUGUAAUUUGCUGUGGGAAAUUAUGCUCUAAUUAAUUAAUUAUAGAGCAAGCUAUAUAUACUGUAAUAUUAUGUGUUCUAGUAAAAAAUUGCAUAAGAUA